Molecule: messenger RNA, 1893 nt
Organism: Trypanosoma cruzi
Lineage: Eukaryota; Euglenozoa; Kinetoplastea; Trypanosomatida; Trypanosomatidae
Exons: 1
Coding region: 1-1893 (630 amino acids)
Source: RefSeq, a predicted model, not a curated record
AUGGAGAGCGAAGCCGCUGGCUUACUUCGUACCGCAGCUCUUGAAAGGCACAUGCAAUCCAUCCAGCAGAGUGCGCCUGCUGCACGCAUCAAUCGCGCUCAGUGUGUGCUGGUUGCCAGUUGUCUCCGGAAAAUCUUUAAUAUAUUGUCGCGCCUUCCUGAUCCAUCACCCUCGCUGCAGUUGUUAACUGUCUUUUCGUCCGCCGACAUGCUGGUUCAGGAAAUGAGCUGUGAGGGGUGGGAACAGACUUUGCAGAGUCGUUUCACCUGCAGUGACUCCUUCACGGGACUCUUUGGGCGCAUGAGGAAGGCCUGGCGACUUCACUCCACGACAACGUGGGAAUGGGAGCACAAAAACGCCAUCCGUGAAGAUGAAUUGUCAAAUGCCUCCAAGUACGUGCAGCUCCUACGGAGUGGUGUGCUGAUCUCAAUUUUCCGCACGGCCGAAGAAAAAGAAAAAGGAAAAAAAAGAGGUGCGUCGGUAAACGAGCCUGAGGCGUCAGAGGAGCAGGUGAUUUGUGCCUUCCGUCGGCACCAGUUCGGUAGCUGGAAAAUGCCCUUUGAGGAACUUACACCACCCGUCGGUAGUGCACAUGACGAGUUGGUAAAGUCGGGGAAUGCGUUUCUUUUAUUUGAUGUGCACAGCGGCUACCGCUACAAGGGUACAGCUGUACGGUUGCAUGAACUCGAGGAAAAUAACGGGCGGCUUAUUUCCCCUGAAACCCACACGGCGUUUGUGCAGGACAUGGUUGUCCGCGCCACUUGGUCCCAUCCAAAUAUAGUCCCUUUUAUCGGGGCCUUCACGCAGAAAAUGUCGACACACGACGGUGACGCCUUUGUGGCGUCUGUGACACCCACACCGGCACUUGGAGUUAUCAUGAGAGAUGUGACGGGCUUUACAGUGCAGUCUGUUGUGAAUGACAAUGUCAAGGCCUCUGUCGCCUCGUACAUAGUUUGUCCAUCGGGCAGCCGCAAGGACGUGGCGACGUACGUUUCCCUGCAUGAGCUUCUCUUCGUUCAGCGUCGACGGUUCACGCUUCGAGAAGCCCUCGGCAUCACCCUUCAAGUAGCGGAGGCGCUUCAAUAUAUUUUAAUGGACGAAACGCAGGUGCCCUCUGAAGUGGCUGCGGCGUGGAUUGUGGUAUCGCCGUCGAACAUUUUUCUCUGCCCCAUUCCUCCUACCGGUGAGACGAGGAUGGCGGCGGGUCCCGAGAGGGGGCGUUCACCGUCGUGCUGGGAACAGGAAUGUACCGUGGAGAACAGGGAGAUGGAGGAGGGACAUGUGAGAUUUGUUCAUAUGCCAGCCACUGGGGCUUUUGCGGUCAUGUACGCGCCUCCCGUGUAUGUUGAGGGCAGCCCGUUCAGUCGCUGGCAGUCACAUCCACAUGCCGCCAACCCAGUCACUUAUGCCCUCAUCCAACUCUUCAUUGCACUCAUCAGCAAUGAGCCUCCGUAUCGCCUCUUGGGGCGACAGAAGGAUCUCGCCGCGCGUAUUUUUAAGGCAGCAGAGACGAUGGAUGGAGAACACGAUUCUACCACGUUGGAUGAUGAAGCGGCGGAUGCUUUGCCGUUUGUGAAAGUGAGCAUUCCAAUAGGAAGUGUCAUCCCGGCAGGUCUCCCGGCGGAGAUGCGGCAGCUCUGUGAGCGCGGCUUACUGCUACAGCACCCGUCUCCGGAAAGCACGAGGAACGGCCUCACACUGGAAGAAUUUUUUGGUAGGAUGCACGCGAUGUGGGAGAAUGCCGCCGAUGUGCCUGUCGCGUUGACGGAGCAGCGGUGCUACGAGAUCACAGGGGACAGCCCCGGUGUGUCGCAGAGCGAUGAAUUUCAUUCAUCAUUUGAAAUGGUGUCUUUUCGGACAUUGCUGGAUGACUACGGCGAUCUUUCCCAGUGA